Pocillopora meandrina is the source of this 3988-nucleotide messenger RNA. The record is from the annotation of a GenBank genome assembly. Lineage: Eukaryota; Metazoa; Cnidaria; Anthozoa; Scleractinia; Pocilloporidae.
AUGGAGGGUUCAGCCGGACCUUACAUCGCCAGACAGUUGACAAGUAACAUCGAAAAAGGUAAUUACAUGUUUGUUUCGAGGCUUGACCGUGAUAAGGUCCUUUUAAAGGCAUUUGAUAGCCUGUGAUAAUUAUAUUUUGUUUUGCUCUGUUUUGUUUUUGUUUGUUUCAUACCUUUCUACCACAACAAUGUUGUCAAGCGGCGGCAGUUGGUGGAAUAUUCAAGAUUUAGCUGGUUCUUUGACGUUUCCCCUUUGCAAUAAGGGAAUGAAUUUGUUAUCUGAUUAUUUUUUGGCAGCAUUUUAACCUGGUAGGAGGCCGAACUUUAAAUAACCUAUAUCCUUAAUCGGCUAAAGCAUGUUUUAAGCACACGUCAAUACUCACCAGACCACGCAAUCAGAGCACGCUUUAUUCAUCGAAAAUCAAAAAUAGUUUAGUAAUUUCCAAUGCGUUAGAUUGAACGUUAAAUAGUAAGUCCAACUAUGAGAGGCAAUUAGAUCUGAGAAAUCCUUUUUUGUAAGACACAAGUUCUGAUAGAGUUUUCACAACUUGCUCAUUUCAUCGGUUCUUGUGUGUCACGUAUCGAGCCUUACGCUCACUUGAAGAUUUGAUGAUAGCACCUUUCACUUUGAACACGUAAAUUCUUAAAUUCUUUUCCUGAUUUCUCUAACUCCACGCCACCCUCAAGAGAUACCUUUCAUUCACGUUUCUUUCCCAAACAAUGCAAUUUAGCCCAUUAAGAUGCUUUCCAUACCAGAUUUAAAACAUUGUUAAUUACUUUGAUCCUCUUGCAGGGUCUUAUGCACUUAAUACCCCCCAUUAUGCGGCAGGUCAUAAAAGUCAUGCGUUUUAAGCCAAAAUAGAAUCUGAUCAUGUUUGUUUAGUAGUCAUAAGUUCACCCACUCUAUCACGUCACAACAGUGACCUCCUGAUCAAAGGAAGUAUUUUUCGGUCAGAAGUAACUCUUCGUGCGAACUAAGCUGACUAAAGCAUCGUCACCAUAAACAGAUAAAGUGGUAACCUUUCCAUUGAUGACCUUGAUUAACACCGCUGUCGGCCUAGCCGUCAGGAGUGAUAUAAGCUAAUUUCUCUUCUUAGCUGCGAGUCACAUAUCAAGCAUCGCAAGUCAUCGUCAAUCCUAAAAGAGUCCACGAGCAAGAUGAAACUGGCUGGAUUUAUUGCAGCAUACAUGUUCCUAGUAUUCUUCUUCACAGGUAGAUAUUACUGCUUUCGUUAUUUUCCUAGACUUCUUUUAAAUAAUAGGGUAGUUGUCUGCAUUAGCCCUGAUCAUAUCAUUCGUGAUUUUCACUCAGCGUCACUCGAUGGAGAAAAUUGGUGAAUCUCUGACUGAGAUCGAUGUAAUUUGAAAGAUUCCUCUAGUUUCUCGUUUAUAGCUUUUUUUAAAACCAGUUUUAUACCUUUUACAUACGAUCUAAUAGCCAUCCCAUCCAUAAGACAACAGAAGUGGAGCCUGAUAGACACAAACUCGACUGCUAGUAUCCUAAUGUUGUACGAAACCAGAAUAACUGUCGGCUGGACGGGCCGCUCGACCAUGAUAGAAUUAAAUACUACACAAUUACCCUCAACAUGCACCUUUUUCAUUUUGGUAGAUUUGCAAGCUGCAAAAGAUUACUCACGUUUGGAGGAAGUCUGCCGUCUGCCCAAAAAGCGUGGACCAUGCUGGGAUGCUUCUGUGCGAUACUUUUAUGACGCGAAUACUAGAAAAUGCAAGCCGUUUAUUUACGGUGGUUGCUUAGGAAACAAGAACAACUUUUGUUCUCUCCAAGCUUGCCAAAUGAAAUGUCCAGGUAAGACCAUGUAGCUACUAAUUAUGGUAUCAAAAUUCAUUUGAGCACUUCUUUGGAUCUUUGCCGAAGCCUACUGAUCCUGUCAACCAUAGUUUUAAACAAAACUUUACUGUGUGGGUAACUCUAAAGUUUAUCAUUUUCUGGGCUUCCUUGUAAUGGAAGUUCUGAAUUAACUGAGAGAAGUCUACAAGGAAAAUAAAUUUAUCAUAAAAUAUUAGUUUCGUGUGUAAUAACCUGUCUAACCAUUUAUAUCAUUACUGGUGAGAAUCUUUUCACGGGAAAUCCAAAGCAUCAUCGUGUUUCUAUGCUAUAAAAGGCGCAAAAAUCAGAGGAACGUACUGAUUGAUUAUCAGCGGGUAAUAACCGUUGUGCCUAACUUCUUCAUCUCCGUUGUUGUCGUCCACAAGGGGUGAUAGGAAAGUGCUCCCUCCUGUAAAGAUUCGCCACUUAAUGAUCGCCCUCAACUGAUCAAAUAGUCAAAAUCUUGGUAUAAUCAUCGUAAUCAAGUGUAAUUUGUAAGAUGUCUCUGGUAAACUUGUUAAGUAUACCUCGUACAUACAACUUAGCUGUCACCCGACCACAGAACAAGGGAAGGGGUAAGGGAUGGACACUAACUUGAUCCCUAUGGUAGCUUCAUGACGAUGACCAUAGUCACUGUCGUCUAGUGGCUCAAGUACAAACUUUACCCUUCAUAUUACAUGAUUACCCUGAACUCGCAAUUUUCACCUUAUAGUAGAUGUACAAGCUGAAAAAGAUCGUUCAAGUAUGAAUGAAGUCUGCCGUCUUCGCGAAGAGCCAGGACCAUGCAGGGCUGCGUUUCCGCGAUUCUUUUUUGAUACGAAUACCGGACAAUGCCGCCUGUUCAUUUACGGCGGGUGCCAAGGAAACAAGAACAACUUUCGUUCUCUCCAGGCUUGUCGAAUGAAAUGCUCAAGUAAGACCUUCAUUUUUUUCCCCUUGAUAUAUAUAGCCACUUCUUAUGGUAUUAAGGUCUAUUUGAUCACUAACUUAUAUGAGAAAACCGCACAGGGCAAUUAGAUGCCAUCAGUUUUGGUGGCUGGAGGAUUUUAUUUAUGUACAUUUCCUUUUUGGUAGAUCUGCAUGCUGCAAAGGAUUGUUCAGAUUUGAAUGAAGCCUGCCGUCAGCCCAAAGAGGUUGGACCAUGCAGGGCUGCAUUUCCAAGGUUCUUUUUUGACGCGAAUAUCGGACAAUGCCGGAAAUUCAUUUACGGUGGCUGCCUGGGAAACAAGAACAACUUUCCUUCUCUCCAAGCUUGCCAAACAAAAUGCCCAAGUAAGAUCAUGUUAUAAUACAUGUGGCUACUUAUGGUAGUAUGAAGUUUAUUUCAACAAUUUUGGAAACCAUUUCGCGUGACAAUCAAUUUAUUUUAGCUUUGGAGCUUUGCUGAGACUUAGUAUACUUUUCCUGUAAAGCAUAAUAUUAAACGAAAUCUUACUCUCUGGGCGACAGCUGUAUGAAGUUAACAAUGAUCUUAAAAACGUCACAAAUCUAAGAAUAUGUAUAAUCGUUAGUUACAAAUGAAAAUCCAGCCUACAUCAUAUUCACGGUGUAAGUGAAGACUGAACAUACAGUUUUGAGUUUGUGUAUCGUUCUUGAUCAUUCAUAUAUCUUUUCCUCAAUGUGAGAUCGAUUUCGUUGUCAUUAAGUAAUAAAGUUGCAUAUCCUGGAGGAGGAAGAUCCAUGUGGUCAGGACCCACCCCUUCCCCUCAUCAGAACGCUGGGUAUUUUUGGACUACUUGUCUGACAAUUAAGUUUAUGUGAUUACACGAUCAUAAGCUGCUGCCCAAAAGGAAUGAACCCGUAAUAAAUCUAUAAAGUAAUGAAGAGAUGACUUUAAAUAUACGAAAAUCAUAUCUGUAAAGUGCGGAUUAAGAAAAGAGUAUGAAAGCGAUUUCAUUUCUUAAUCCGCAGCUCACAUGUAUGAUUUUCAUACAUGCACAGUUAUUUAUAUAUUUUGGUUUGGCAGACUUAAAUGCUGACAGAGAUUGAUCAAGUGUGAAGGAAGUCUGCCACCUGCCGGAAAAACCUGGACCAUGAAGAGCUUCUUUUGAGCGACACAUUUUCGACAAGUAUACUAGAAAAUGCUGCCAGUUCAUUUACGGUGGUUGCUUUGGAAACAAGAACAACUUUCGUUCUCUCCAUGCUUGCCAAAUUAAGUGUC